Benincasa hispida (wax gourd) is the source of this 624-nucleotide messenger RNA. RefSeq lists its product as uncharacterized. The record is from RefSeq and is a predicted model, not a curated record. NCBI's taxonomy places the organism in Eukaryota, Viridiplantae, Streptophyta, Magnoliopsida, Cucurbitales, Cucurbitaceae.
AUGACGUUGUGGAGUGGAAGAGCUUUUGAAGAAAGAAGAGGGAAUCCAAGAAAUAGAAAUCCUUCGAAAGAACGCAUUACGCGUUCAACGGAUCAGGAAGAAAGAAUGCCCAAGACUAUAAGCUAUUUAGAAAUCAAAACGUCUAACGCGGGAAAGCCUGAAGUGUUGCUAAACGCACCAUUCCCUAGGCAUCUAAUGAAGAAGAAUGAUGAACAUCAAUUCAAGCGCUUUCUUGAGCUUCUAAAGCAGCUGCACAUCAACAUUCCACUUAUGGAGGCUUUGGAGCAGAUACCAACAUAUGUAAAAUUUUUUAAGGAAAUUUUGACAAAGAAGAGAAAAGUCAGUGAGAAGGAAGUAAUAGCACUAACGCAAGAAUGUAACGCGUUAGUAAGCAACAAUCUACCAAAGAAGCAGAAGAACCCUGGGAGCUUCACAGUUCCUUGUUCGAUAGGAGGAUUGGAUAUGGGUCAGGCGUUAUGCGAUCUAGAAGCCAGCAUUAAUCUCAUGUCAUUUUCAAUUUCUAAGAAAUUGGGGAUUGGCGAAGCACAACCUACUUCGUCACCCUUCAACUCGUUGACAGAACAAUUAAAUACAAAGAAGGGAAGAUUGAAGACAUUUUGGUGA